AUGCAUUUCAAGAUCGUUGUGGGUAGCAAAAACAACACAACAACAAGACCAUAUCAGCACGACCAACAACAAGACCAUUUAAAGCAAUUAUAUAGCAAACCUACUAAUUCACACUUGCAUCUUCAUGCUACAUCAUGCCAUAAUGAAUCAUCUAUUAAAGGCAUUCCUAAAGGUGUGGCAUUGAGACUUCGACGAAUAUGUAGUAGUGACGGAAAUUAUCAGAAAAAGGCUAAGAAAUACACAUCGUAUCUCAAACAAAGGGGCCACAAGAGUAAAUGUGUGGAUCAUUCAUUUCUCAAUAAUCAACCGCAAUUUACCAUUCUACAACAACAACCUGAGCUUAACAAACGUUUUCCUAAAGGCUCAAUACUAGUGGCGAAUAAAAGGGAACGAAACCUGAGAGAUCUUUUACUACGUAGUGAUCCAUACAAUAUGAAACCUGAUCUUACCACAAAUACGUCAUCUGGUUAUAUAAAGUGCAACAAAAAUUGUGAUUCUUACAAAAAUUAUGUUGAUGAAACAUCUUGUAUAACAUCAUUUGCAACAAGGAAUACAUUUAAAAUUAGACGGAGCAGCACUUGCACCACAAGUAAUGUUGUGUAUGUUGCAUUCUGUAAAAAUUGCGGUAAGCAAGGAGUUGGUUCAACUAUACCUUGGAAAUCAAGACUGGCAAAUUACAAAUCGCAUAUAAAAAAGAAGGUGCCAUCCUGUAGAAUAGUAAACAGUGGUAGAAAUAAGAUUAUUACUCAACUUUAAUUGUAGAUCCAAGAAACACAAGUCAUUACGCCCUAUUUUCCGAAUGAAUGGAAAGAAAUAUAAAAUAAUAUUUUUUCAUAAUUAGCAGAUACUUUGACUUGAUUUCAGAUGACUUUUUUUUAAUUUUAAAACUAUUUACUAUCAACAAUGUUAUGCAGCU
Molecule: messenger RNA, 916 nt
Organism: Hydractinia symbiolongicarpus
Lineage: Eukaryota; Metazoa; Cnidaria; Hydrozoa; Anthoathecata; Hydractiniidae
Exons: 3
Coding region: 1-756 (251 amino acids)
Source: RefSeq, a predicted model, not a curated record